GUUUGUCACCAGCUCAUCCACAGCGAAACCUUUCACCUCCUGUUCCAGCCUCUCCUCGCUCCGAUUAUCUUCCCCUGUACGAUGACCAUUCAUCCGAGUUAAUUGAUAUGCCCCAAGAUGAACUAUCUGAUAUCCCAGUCCCACUGCAAGACCUAUGGACAUCAUUUUUGGGCACGCAAACUUACAAGCUUCAACCUCUGACAGAUAUCUACAAUGAAUUAUGUGGAGCCAUAAACAAAGUAUGAUGUCGACAACUUUGGCAUUGAUAUUCCAUACAUCUCAUGACUCACCUUUCUCCCCAAAUAAUGUAUCUCAUUUCGCAACACCACCUUGCAGACAGAAGCUCGCACUGGUGAUCCCAGUUAUCCAUGGCCCUCACUGGCGAUGUUUACCACUGAUCUACUAUUUAGCUCCCCUCGCCUCCAAUUCUCUCAAGCUCAACAAAAAGCAAUCCUGUCCUGGGCUAACGAGUUAUUGGCUAAAAAUGUUCCAACCCUCCACGUGUUGAAGAAAUGUCAAGAAACCAUACGCCAUCUUGUAGGAAACCCGACUGAGAAGGUAGCCACAAAAUCGGGAUAUAUUUUUUAUCAGAACUCAAUCGGCAAAGCAAUCGCAAAGGUAUGGACAUUGAUUCAUUAUUUCAAGUACUCAAUGCACUCUGUUUUAGGACUAUUCGAACCCGAUUACACAGUUUUCUAUGCAAGAUUACCCCAAAGAUGGAGAGGGCAGUAUGUCUUAGGUGCACCAUGGCUCCAAAAUGCUAUUAGACCCCCAUCUGUCCCUUGCGGUGCCCUCUGUUUUCGCAAAUAGCAAAAUCUUCUUCAUCAAUGAACUCCUGCAGCAAUCCAGUGGCGCUUACUUUAUCCCCAAGCAGUUCUUUCAAUCCAGAGACCAGUCAGACGAUGUGGAGAUUCUGUCGCUUGGGUACCCAGUUGCUCGUUCAGAGGCUGGUUUUAUUGUAGAUCUGGAGUGUGUAAUUGCUUCAACAUCUACGUUCAAGCGCACAUAUGAAGAUAUUCACGCCAACGAGCCAGAGUUUUGUGGCUUUACUGAGCUUGUUCCUCUUACUAUACAAUACACAAUAGACUCGUCUAGACACUUCGCCAAUCAGAUGCCCAACCCUCUGCGUG
This is a messenger RNA of Serpula lacrymans var. lacrymans S7.9, 1130 nucleotides long. RefSeq lists its product as uncharacterized. The transcript is spliced from 6 exons. The coding region runs from base 385 to 810 and encodes 141 amino acids. The record is from RefSeq and is a predicted model, not a curated record. Lineage: Eukaryota; Fungi; Basidiomycota; Agaricomycetes; Boletales; Serpulaceae.